UCUCCUCCUCAUUCUUGAAGCAGACUAUCAUCCCCCUUAUCCUUUCAUUCUAUCGCAUUCUGAAACACCCAAAACUCCCUCUUCUCUUCUCUUGUCCCGUCUUCUCUCUCGCCCCACCCACAAACAUUAGCAAGGAUGGCACUUUGAACAUUGUACUAUAGUCUUAGGCCAAUAUCAAACCUUCAUUGCCUCAAAACAGAAAACUAGAAAAAUCCCAUUUUUACUUAUGUAUCAGUAGCAAUUGGUAGCAUGCUUGAAGAAUAUAUACAUAAGCACAUAAGAAGAAAAUAGUAAUAUACCAGGGACUACUUAUGUAUGGAUAUAAUAAGUUGAGAGCAGUAGAAGGAAGAAGAUGUCUUGUCUAUUGCCACAGUUCAGGUGUUUGCCGGAUGCUUUUGGUGUUUCCUUCAAAUCCCAUCAACACUCUGCCCCCCAACUCUCAAAAAAUAGAGAUCCUAUACAUGUAAGAACACAAUGCAUCUUAUCAACUACAUCAGCACCAACAUCAGCAACAAGUACAGUGCUUGACAUUGAGAAGCUGCGACUAUUGUCCUUAGAAGCAAACUCAAAUUCUGUUUCAGAUGGUUCGUGGAAAGCCCCAAAAUCACCAGCAAUGGCUGCAGUUCUUGUUAUGGAGAAGUUGAAAUUAAUUUCUCUGGAAGCUCAUUCAGAUUCAGUUACGGCAAAUAGACCAUGGACGUACAAUGGACCAGUUGAUUCAGCUAUAAAGCCAAAUCUUGGAGCCACUUUGGUAACAGAAUCCCUUAUUGCAAAUGAAGAAGCUGUCAUAGCAGCUGCAGCAGCUGAAGCAGUUGCUUUAGCAAAGGCAGCCCUAAAGGUGGCCAAGGAUGCAGCCAUGAUGGUUGACCAUGGUAACUUGACAGAGCCAGAAAGUAAAGCAAUGGAUACCCUUUCUGAAUCUAGUGAUGUAUUGUCCAAUAGGGCUCUUCUGGGUCAACUAGAGAAAAGAGUUAACACCAUAGGAGAAAUAAAUAUUGCUGGAGUUGAGUUGGGUGAAAAUCAUUCAAUCUGGUAUCCCUUCACUGAAUCUGAUGAUAUGGAGCCGACUAAUGAAGAACUAGAGCUUCUGCAGGAACAACUGUUGAAUAAUGUAGCUGUGAGAUCAAAGCGUCAAAAAGAAAGAAAAGCAAGAAGAGCCAGAGCAGCAGAGAGGGCAGCUGCCAGUGCUGUAUCUGUGAAAUCAUCAGGUUCAACUAGCAGGAAGAAGCGUUCUUCCAUACAGGAAAUAGAUUACUCUGAUCCAUUGCGCUACUUGAGAGGAACUGCCACUACUUCUAGGCUGCUAACUGCUUCUGAAGAACGGGAGUUAUCUGAAGGAAUACAGGAUCUAUUAAAGCUGGAAACACUUCACGAGGAACUUGCACAGCGUUGUGGAGCUGAGCCCACUUUUGCUCAAUGGGCUGCUGCUGCUGGUGUUGAUCAGAAGACCUUGAGGAAGCGAUUGAAUUAUGGUACUCUAAGCAAAGAUAAAAUGAUUAAGAGCAACAUACGUCUUGUUAUUUCAAUUGCAAGGAAUUAUCAGGGUGCUGGGAUGAAUCUCCAAGAUUUGGUUCAGGAAGGGUGCCGAGGCCUUGUACGAGGUGCAGAAAAGUUUGAUGCUAAAAAAGGUUUCAAGUUCUCCACCUAUGCCCAUUGGUGGAUAAAGCAGGCAGUUCGGAAGUCACUUUCUGAUCAGUCUAGGACAAUUAGAUUACCGUUUCACAUGGUUGAGGCAACUUAUAGAGUGAAGGAAGCUAAAAAGCAACUGUAUUCAGAAAAUGGUAGACAUCCUGAUGAUGAAGAAGUGGCAGAGGCAGCUGGCCUCUCAAUGAAGAGGCUUUCUGCUGUAAUGCUGACUCCUAAAGCUCCAAGAUCUCUUGAUCAGAAAAUUGGGAUAAACCAGAAUCUGAAACCUUCGGAAGUAAUCGCUGAUCCUGAAGCUGAAACAUCAGAAGACUUGCUGGUCAAGCGUUUCAUGAGACAGGACCUAGAGAAAGUUUUGAACACUCUAAACCCAAGGGAGAGGCAGGUCAUUCGAUGGCGAUUUGGACUAGAGGAUGGAAGGAUGAAGACAUUGCAAGAGAUUGGGGAGUUGAUGGGAGUGAGCAGGGAGAGAAUCAGGCAAAUUGAAUCAUGUGCAUUCCGCAAAUUAAAGAACAAACGGAGAACGAAGCAUUUGCAACAGUAUUUACUUUCAUAAGCCCCCCAGAAUGAUCAGGAAAGUAGUAUAUAUAUUUCUUAGCAACAACUUGCAUCUCGAGGCUCGUGCUCUCCCUGUUCUAUAUUUUUCUUUCUCCAUUUUCUACUCCUACAUAAUCUUGCCUUUUGCUUUCUUGUUUCUCUUCUUUCUCCAGCUAUAGAACUCUUAUCAUUCUAGCAAGACUAGAUAUUGUUUCUGUACAGUUAACACGAAAAUCUUUCAUUAGGCAAUAUCAGAAAUUUCAAAGAGAUACAGCGUGGAAAGGCACGUAUUCUCACUCUGAAUGAAUGAUCUUUUGUUC
Coffea eugenioides is the source of this 2501-nucleotide messenger RNA. Its product is annotated as RNA polymerase sigma factor sigB. The transcript has 7 exons. Gene Ontology annotation, molecular function: DNA-binding transcription factor activity. Gene Ontology annotation, biological process: DNA-templated transcription initiation; regulation of DNA-templated transcription. The record is from RefSeq and is a predicted model, not a curated record. The coding region runs from base 353 to 2200 and encodes 615 amino acids. NCBI's taxonomy places the organism in Eukaryota, Viridiplantae, Streptophyta, Magnoliopsida, Gentianales, Rubiaceae.